Molecule: messenger RNA, 1431 nt
Organism: Drosophila hydei
Lineage: Eukaryota; Metazoa; Arthropoda; Insecta; Diptera; Drosophilidae
Gene: sordd1
Product: E3 ubiquitin-protein ligase RNF185
Exons: 4
Coding region: 282-1142 (286 amino acids)
Biological process (GO): ubiquitin-dependent protein catabolic process
Cellular component (GO): endoplasmic reticulum
Molecular function (GO): ubiquitin protein ligase activity; metal ion binding; ubiquitin-like protein conjugating enzyme binding
Source: RefSeq, a predicted model, not a curated record
GAUUGUCGCCGCCCGUCAAAUUUGAGGCAUAUCGCCAUCACUUUGGUUCUGGCCACUUAAUACUUUUUAGGCGAACUAUAGAGAUUGAUUGUAAUGACAUUUCAUGUAAUAUAAUUUAUUGUUAAAGUGUCAGUUCUAUAAACGUAUAUUGUUCCAAUAAAAAGAAAUUACGUGUGCAUAUGAUACGCUACUAAAAGAGCGUGCGUUUAGGGGACGUUUGAGCAACCCAUCAUCAGUAACGUUUUGGGGCACAUUUGUUAGAGAAGUGGAAAGUGUCGGUUAUGGAGGCGGCAACAGCCACUUUGGUUGGCGAACCACAGUUGGCCACGGCACCUGAAUUGCCCAGCACAUCAACAAAUAGCGAUGGCAAUGCCAGCAACAACUCGAACAACAGCGGCUCGGAGCGUGUGGACACUGAUAAUAUUGGCUGGGCCAAAAAGCCAACUGACACCACAUCUGAGCUGCGUCAUCGGUCAACAUCGUAUUCAUUCACGGGCAGCGCCCUGGCCAGCGGCAUUGCAGAUCUGAGUGGCUCAGCCGCAAGUGAAGCGACGCCGUCGUCGCCAUCAUCAUCAACUACAACAACAACAGCAGGAGCAGGAGCAUCAACAUCAACAGCUGGACCCAAUAAUGACAGCAGCAGCAGCGACAAGGAGCAAAACGAGGAAUCACUUUACGAGUGCAACAUAUGUUUGGACACAGCCAAGGAUGCGGUGGUCAGCAUGUGCGGCCAUCUCUUCUGCUGGCCCUGCUUGCAUCAAUGGCUACUAACACGGCCCAAUCGCAAGCUCUGCCCCGUCUGCAAGGCAGCCGUUGAUAAGGAUAAGGUGAUACCACUUUAUGGUCGCAAUAGCACACGCCAAGAGGAUCCACGCAAUAAGGUGCCGCCACGUCCUGCUGGUCAGCGUACAGAGCCAGAGCCAGCACCUGGUUUCCCGGGGUUUGGUUUUGGUGAUAGCUUCCAUGUAUCGUUCGGGAUUGGUGCUUUUCCCUUUGGUUUCUUUACAUCAUCGCUUAACUUUGGUGAACCACGGCCAGCUGCGGCUAAUCGCGGUACUACACAAUACGACGACGAACAGACGCUUUCUCGGCUGUUUCUGUAUCUCGCCUUUCUAUGUAUCGGUUGGCUGCUGUUUGCCUAGCAAUCUCUGGGCGCCGCAUCUUUUCAAUCAACAGAACAAGCCACGCUACAGCAGUAAUCGAAACAACAACAGCAAGAGGAGAAUAAAACGACAACAACAACUACAACUACAACUACGACAACAUCAACAACAAGGAUUUGCAAUAACAUAGCCUGAAUGUGAAGAGUAUAGAGAGAAAAAGUAUCAAGAAAACAUUGAGGGAGCAACCUUCAAUAACAAAAUUUCUGCAAUUAGUGUCCUUGUAAUUUCACGACAUAUGCUGUCUUUAAAUUUUAUUUUCAACUUUUAA